AGAGUAGUCCUCCUAGCGGUUAGUUAUGGAAGUGUAGGUUCACGUCGCUCUCUCUCUCGUCGGUCUUGCCUCCGUGAGACACCGGCGCACCAUAUGCCUCCCAAAACAAGACACAGUGAAGCAAAGCAAAGUAUUGAAUAAGUAGCAAGAUAACAUAGCUAACGGACAUCAAGCUAGCUAGCUAUCUUAGCUAACUGUGCCAUGGACCCACGAGACACAGCACCGGAUUCGUGGGAGCAGGAGGAGGAUGCCAAGGCCCGAGCCGCCGCGGGACUCCAGUCCGCGCUCGCCGCUCUCAACGUCAAUGCCAAGCCAUUUGUCCCGAAUGUCGACGCGGUGGUGUUUGUACCGACCUUCCUUCAAAGCAGCCCCACGGAAAUCCCAAAUUCCGACGGUCACGGUAGGUUAGUGCGUACUUGUGGUGGAGUGUUGGAUUAACGAGAUGUUGACAGCUGCUGUUAUUGCCAGGGGUUAACAAGGUUAGCUAGAUAGCUAGCUUGAGUUUGUAGCUAGCAAACUCACUAGGCUAGUGUUGUAGCUAUGAUAUUGCUUAACACUGUGACAGCUUUGACAUGAUGGUGUAACGUUUAUAACUAGGCCUACUGCUCAUGAUGAAUUAUUGUUAAGCCUUCACCCAUACUGAAUCUGAUAUGGUGAUUCCUAUUCCUAAAGCUCCAAUGUCCAUUUAAUGCCAAUGAUGAAUGCAACAACUUGUCUCUUCACAGAUGCUGAGCCAGUUGCCAGCAUGGAGGUUUUAGAAACAGUUGGUAUGUUUUGUGUCUAUUAUUAUAUUAUUGUGUAGUUAAGUGUUCUUCCUUCCUUUACUUCCCUUUUUCACACAGUUGUUGUACUUUACACAAUUAUUGUUUUGGACUAUCACAGACAGUAUCAGAUGUAUUUGUUGAAGGUAUGUAUCACAGGUGUUUUUUUAAAAGGCCUUAGGUCUUUUUACCUGUAGAAGGUUGCCUUGCCAACUCCCACCCAACUAAUUCCAGAAGAGAUUACAAAUGUCCUUCAGUCAGUAUUGUUUACCUUUCAUUCAUUCAGAAAUUGAAAUCUCUUCAGGCCUACUGCUCACUGGGAGGUAGUCUAUGCCCAAAGGCCAGCUCUGGGAGACAUGACAAGGUCCAACUGGGAGGGUUGGCAGGCUCCCAGUCCCUACAUGCACAUCUAUAGCAUGAUGCAACAUCACAGGCCUAUGCUUAAAAUAGACUAGUACACUGGGACAUGUGGAAACACAUAGAAAAUAUAUAUAACCAAAUGGGCCACAGUCCAGUUCUUGUAUUUACAGGGAACGUUUCUGUAGAGAUGUACUAUGUUGACCAGCCGUAUAUAUGUGCUGAGGUCAGGUGUUUAAAUUUGGCCAGAGAACACUGCCGUUGUGCACAUCUACUCAGGUUACAUAGGCCUGAUUUAUGUUAGUGUGACACCUGGCUGCAACUGCAGCCUGCCAGAGAGAGAGAAGACAUGAUGGGAAGGGAAUUCAAAUCAAAUCAAAUCAAAUUUUAUUUGCCACAUGCGCCGAAUACAACAGGUGUAGACAUUACUGUAAAAUGCUUACUUACAGCCCUUAACCAACAAUGCAUUUAUUUGUUAAUAAAAAAGUAAAAUAAAACAACAACAACAAAAAAGUGUUGAGAAAAAAAGAGCAGAAGUAAAAUAAAAUGACAGUAGGGAGGCUUUAUACAGGGGGGUACCGGUGCAAUGUGCGGGGGCACCGGCUAGUUGAGGUAGUUGAAGUAAUAUGUACAUGUGGUAGAGUUAAAGUGACUAUGCAUAAAUAAUUAACAGAGUAGCAGCAGCGCAAAAAGAUGGGGUGGGGAGGCAGUGCAAAUAGUCCGGCUAGCCAUGAUUAGUUGUUCAGGAGUCUUAUGGCUUGGGGAAAGAAGCUGUUGGAGAAGCCUUUUGGACCUAGACUUGGUGCUCCGGUACCGCUUGCCGUGCGGUAGCAGAGAGAACAGUCUAUGACUAGGGUGGCUGGAGUCUUUGACAAUUUUGAGGGCCUUCCUCUGACACCGCCUGGUAUAGAGGUCCUGGAUGGCAGGAAGCUUGGCCCCAGUGAUGUACUGGGCCGUACGCACUACCCUCUGUAGUGCCUUGCAGUCGGAGGCCGAGCAGUUGCCAUACCAGGCGGUGAUGCCACCAGUCAGGAUGCUGUCGAUGGUGCAGCUGUAUAACCUUUUGAGGAUCUGAGGACCCAUGCCAAAUCUUUUCAGUCUCCUGAGGGGGAAUAGGCUUUGUCGUGCCCUCUUCACGACUGUCUUGGUGUGUUUGGACCAUGAUAGUUCGUUGGUGAUGUGGACACCAAGGAACUUGAAGCUCUCAACGUGUUCCACUACAGCCCCGUCGAUGAGAAUGGGGGCGUGCUCUGUCCUCUUUUUUUUUCUUGUAGUCCACAAUCAUCUCCUUUGUCUUGGUCACGUUGAGGGAGAGGUUGUUAUCCUGGCACCACACUGCCAGGUCUCUGACCUCCUCCCUAUAGGCUGUCUUAUCGUUGUCGGUGAUCAGGCCUACCACUGUUGUGUUGUCGGCAAACUUAAUGAUGGUGUUGGAGUCGUGCCUGGCCAUGCAGUCAUGGGUGAACAGGGAGUACAGGAGGGUACUGAGCACGCAGAGUGACUGGUGAAGUUACCUCGUGGGUUUAUAGUUCAGAACAAAGAUGCAGAUGUUUUCUAUGGUAUUCCAUGCAUGACUCUCCGAGCAGUUUUCAUCAUCAUGACUAUUCUCCAGUGCUGAUUGUGAAUGACAAGCAUUGAGAAGAGAACCGGCAUUGUACAUGAUCAGCCAAUUGUUUAAUUUCAUGGAUGAGGAGGUGCAGGCCUUGUUUAUAUGCUGCUAUGGGAAGAGUUUUUUGACACACUAAUCUGCUGAUUUUAUUAGCAGGUUUCUACAUUUGCGUCAGUGCUAGAUGCACUUUAAUUUCUUUAAAGAAUGCAUUUCAUUUGUUCAAUGUAAGGUUAGCUAUAUCACUAUCAAAUAAUUAGAUUAAACAUUCAUGGCAUAGGUGACCACAACUAUGUAAAAAUGUGUAAUAAGCCAAUUUCAUUGUCAUAUUGUGUGAGGUCAAAGAGCAUUGUUUGAAGAGAACAGCCAAUCACCGUACAGUCCAGCACACAGUUUAGAUGCUCCUAGAUGCUCCAUCAAAACCCUGAGAUCAUCUGAAAAGUGUGCCGGUACUCUCCUUUCUGUUCACAAGCGAUCUCAUAUACCCAUCAUGCACCUGUGAAAUCUGCUGGCUGUGCGGACUACCUUCAACAAAAGAGCAUUGUUUCAUGGUCUACAUCAGUGGUAAACGAGUGCCGUUUGUGUCCUUUAGCUCCGGUGGAGCCGGUGGAGAACGGAGGAGGGACAGAAGCAGACAUGGCGGUGGAGGUGGAGACGUGGGAGCAGAAAGAGGAGACCGGGGAAGGAGAACCAGGAGGAGGGGGAGCCCUGGGAGGAGAGGGGGGUUCCAGUGAGAAGGCGCAGGGAAAGGAGGAAGAGGAGAUGAUGGAGGAGGAAGAAGAAGAGGAGUUGCCCGUGCUAAAAGUGAUCCCGCUUCCACCAGAUGCCCCGAAGAAGGAGCAUGUCAAUGUGGUGUUCAUCGGUCAUGUGGGUGCGUCCCUAUUGUGUACUAUUACUUCAUGGUUUUCUUUCGUACAUAGUUUUUCUCCCUGGACAGAGAGCAAAUGCUCUUAGAAAUUGCCUGUGUAUUCAUUUGGAUUGAAGACCACUUCUUUUUUUUCAGAUGCUGGUAAAUCAACUAUUGGAGGACAGAUCAUGUGAGUAAUAACAUGGUUAUCAAUAACUAUUCCUACAUUCAGGUUACUGAAGAUGGCUAAACAUUUUCUUCUACAUUAUGAUAACCAUUGCUACUAAUACCAUGGCUAUCUAAAAAUAAAAUGUUCUGUCCUAUAUUUAUCAGAUCAGGCAAUCUCUGUUUUUCUUUCUUAUCGUAGGUAUUUGACAGGUAUGGUGGAGAAAAGAACCCUGGAGAAAUAUGAAAGAGAAGCAAAAGAAAAAAACAGAGAAACAUGGUGAGCUUACCUUCUGUUGUGUCUAGAUUCAGUUAUGUGUAUGGUUGAAAACAAUACAAAUGAAGUUUGCAUAUUACUUUUUCAUCUAGGGUCCGACAUGAGAAAAUAAGAUAGCCUAUUUUUAGUCAUACAUUUUAGGCACUCUGUUUUUUUUUUCUGCUCCCCAGGUACCUGUCAUGGGCCCUGGACACCAACCAGGAGGAGAGAGACAAGGGAAAGACAGUGGAGGUUGGGAGAGCCUACUUUGAGACAGAGAAAAAGCACUUUACUAUCCUGGAUGCCCCCGGCCACAAAAGCUUUGUCCCCAACAUGAUUGGUGGGGCAUCACAGGCUGACUUGGCAGUGCUGGUGAGUUUUCCCCAACAAUGCUUAGCGGAAGGCAUUGUAUUGUCCACUUUUCAUAUCUACUGUGUCGAGGCAAAACAGGCGCCUGUGUACCUGUUAGUUGGAACGUUGCCAUCAUCAAAUCAACGUUUAUUGGUCGCGUACACAGUAAACUUUGAGUUGACUGGGACUGCAUUUUUUUGAAAUAGAUUUUUUUAUGAGAAGAAGAGGACUAACUUACUGUAUAAUGAGAGAGUAGAUUCUAACAUGCAUUUUAGUUUUGAAAACGACACUGUAGAUAAUGACAUAUACAGUAUGUACAGUACUGUAUGGAUACCCCAGUACCCUAGUUGUUUAUCAGUAUCUUCUGCACCCUAUGCUAGUCUAACGUAACCCUAUGUUGUGGUCAGGUGAUCUCGGCCAGAAAAGGAGAGUUUGAGACAGGCUUUGAGAAGGGAGGCCAGACGCGGGAGCACGCCAUGCUGGCCAAGACGGCUGGAGUCAAGCACCUCAUCGUCCUCGUCAACAAGAUGGACGACCCCACCGUCAACUGGAGCUUGGAAAGGUGACUCAGUACAAUGUACAUACAUGCAUCUUGGUAGAGAGAAACAAUAUGUAUAUUUAAAACCAAAUGCAGAAUCUACAAUAUCUCAUCUAAUGUGUUCAUUAACCCUCAUGCUGCACAGCUGGUUAUGACAGACAGUCAUAGAAUAGGAAAGGUUUUUAAUUAGAGAUUGUGUUCCUCAAUUAGUCAACAUUGUGAUAUUGAUAUUUAACACAGUAAAAUAACCCAUCCUCCUCCCUCUCCACUACAGGUAUGAGGAAUGUAAAGAGAAGUUAGUGCCAUUUCUGAAGAAGGUGGGCUUCAACCCAAAGAAGGACAUCUACUUCAUGCCUUGCUCUGGGCUAACGGGAGCCAACUUGAAGGACCCCAUAGAGGAGUGCACGUGGUACAUGUAAGUCAACCUCCGCACUGUUCUCUGCCGAAAGUACAUGAAAGUCAAUCCCUUUGUGGAUGCUGAGUGACGGUUGCUUGUCAAGUCUUAAUUUUCAUAACAGUCCAUCAAAUCAAUGUACAGUGCCUUGCAAAAGUAUUCACCCCCCUUGGCGUUUUUCCUAUUUUGUUGCAUUACAACCAUGUAAUUUAAAUAUAUUUUUAUUUGGAUUUCAUGUAAUGGACACACACAAAAUAGUCCAAAUUGGUGAAGUGGAAUGAAAAAAAUAACUUGUUUCAAAAAAUUCUAAAAGAUAAUUAACGGAAAAGUGGUGCGUGCAUAUGUAUUCACCCCCUUUGCUAUGAAGCCCCUAAAUAAGAUCUGGUGCAACCAAUUACCUUCAGAAGUCACAUAAUUAGUUAAAUAAAGUCCACCUGUGUGCAAUCUAAGUGUCACAUGAUCUCAGUAUAUAUACACCUGUUCUGAAAGGCCCCAGAGUCUGCAACACCACUAAGCAAGGGGCACCACCAAGCAAGCGGCACCAUGAAGACCAAGGAGCUCUCCAAACAGGUCAGGGACAAAGUUGUGGAGAAGUACAGAUCAGGGUUGGGUUCAAAAAAUAUCUCUCAAACUUUGAACAGCCCACGGAGCACCAUUAAAUCCAUUAUAAAAAAAUGGAAAGAAUAUGGCACCACAACAAACCUGCCAAGAGAGGGCUGACCACCAAAACUCACAGACCAGGCAAGGAGGGCAUUAAUUAGAGAGGCAACAAAGACACCAAAGAUAACCCUGAAGGAGCUGCAAAGCUCCACAGCGUAGAUUGGAGUAUCUGUCCAUAGGACCACUUUAAGCCGUACACUCCACAGAGAUGGGCUUUACGGAAGAGUGUCCAGAAAAUAGCCAUUGCUUAAAGAAAAAAAUAAGCAAACACGUUUGGUGUUCGCCAAAAGGCAUGUGGGAGACUCCCCAUACAUAUGGAAGAAGGUACUCUGGUCAGAUGAGACUAAAAUUUAGGUUUUUGGCCAUCAAGGAAAACGCUAUGUCUGGCGCAAACCCAACACCUAUCAUCACCCCGAGAACACCAUCCCCACAGUGAAGCAUGGUGGUGGCAGCAUCAUGCGGUGGGGAUGUUUUUCAUCGGCAGGGACUGGGGAAACUGGUCAGAAUUGAAGGAAUGAUGGAUGGCGCUAAAUACAGUGAAGUUCUUGAGGGAAACCUGUUUCAGUCUUCCAGAGAUUUGGGACGGACGUUCAAACGGACGGACGUUCAAAAAUAUUUUGCAUCUUCAAAGUGGUAGGCAUGUUGUGUAAAUCAAAUGAUACAAACCCCCCCCAAAAAUCCAUUUUAAUUCCAGGUUGUAAGGCAACAAAAUAGGAAAAAUGCCAAGGGGAGUGAAUACCUUCGCAAGCCACUGUAGCUCUGCUGACUUUUCUGAAACUAUAAAAGUUCUCUCUAUUCCCAUAAUAAUUUAAAAUCCAUAAAUAUAGUAUUAGAAAAGCUAAUAAUUUAUUGUCCUAAUUAUUCUUUGUUGCCAGAGGGUUGCCAUUCAUCCCACACCUAGACAGCCUGCCAAGCUUCAACAGAAUCACUGACGGCCCCGUCAGAUUACCCAUCGUUGACAAAUACAAGGUGAGCGCAACUGCUGUCAUGAGUUAUCCCAGUUACAUAUUUCUAGCUCUGUAUUGCACUCAACGGCAUAACUAACAUAAUUCUGAACCAAGCCAGGCCAUUUUAUUCUGUAGAAAUUAAUAAUCCAUUAUCUCAGAGUUUGACAACGGUUUAUGACUGCCAAAAGAUAAUGAUAACACAGGACUGCAGCUGCUACACAACACACACACACACACAUUCUGGCCUUCCAACAUCAGGGUGUCCUUCCAAGUUCUCCCUACUGUAUCCAAGAACAGCAGAGCACAGCUAUUUUCUCCACAAGACAAUUUAGCUUUCUGGCACCGGUUUCAUCAGCGUGUGGGUGUGUUUUGGAACAGGUUAGAAGGCAGGGAACGUGAUGGAAUGAAGAUAUUGUAUAGCUUUCUCAGCAGGUCUUCUACACACACACACACACACACACACACACACACACUGCAGGGUGUUAUGAAACCCAGGAGCUCUAACUAGGUCUGCUAUUCAGUUGAUAUAAUGGAAUUACGGUCCAGUUAAUUGGGGGCUGGUUAGAUUGUUAGACUAGCUGGCAGUGGGCCUGUUCUAACUUCAGUACAGUAACACAGGGGGUCAACAGCUUAGCGCUAGUACACUGAAGAUAUGGCAUCUUAGGUGGUAGCAUAAAAGAGAAAGGAAACAAACUUUCAGCAUUUUUAACAACCAUUUUAAUCUCCCAGCUGGAAUCCAUUUUAGUUUUUUCAUUCAUUCAUUCAAUAUCAAGGGGAUCUUGCAAACUGCAGUAUUCUUCCUAACCCUUAGUACCAUUCUGUUGAUGUGCCUAUGAGCAAGGCACUUAACCCUAAUUGCUCCAGGGUCACUGUUAGUAAUGGCAGACCCUGGCCGUGACCCCAUUCUCUGAGGGUAUCUCAGGAGGAGUUGGGGUAUGCAAAAAUCCCAUUUUGAAAUGUAUAAGCACCUACCAAAUUAUUAAAACCUAUUAGAAGGGAGCAGAGGAUGAGAACGGGAACAAAGGAUGUAAUGUAAUAGUACCAUUUUCUUUAACUGGUAGUAAGUACCCUUGUGCGAGCCAGAAUGGCUCAUAGAAACAGGAGCCUCCUGUUUCUGUAGCAUGAGGCAGCUUGAUGUACAACACCACCUGGACAGGACGGUAGUCUAUCGCAGGGCCUUACCCCCAAACUAUCUCGCAUCGGGUCCCAUUUUUACAGUCUUUGGUAUGACUCGGCCAGGGAUCGAACUCACAACCUUCCAAUCUCAGGGCGGACACUCUAACCACAAGGCCACUAACUUGAACUGGUAGAAUAACCUUUAACCUGGUCUUGGAUGUGCUCUUUGCUCAGGAUAUGGGCACGGUGAUCUUGGGGAAGCUGGAGUCUGGCUCCAUUGCCAAAGCCCAGCAGCUGGUCAUGAUGCCUAACAGGGUAAGGCUCUCCAUAGGUCAUUCAUCUGUCCUGCUCCUGGAGAGUAUACAUUACACAAGUGUACAGGAGCCCCUUUCACAAUUUACAUCUACUUUUUACUCAUUUGGCAGAUGCUCUGCAGAAGAACCUCUGCUAAAUAAUUAAAAUGUAAAUUGUGAAAGGGACUCCAGACUUCCGACAUUAAAAUGCACUUCAGUUUUGGAUUCUCCAACAUGUGCACACCUGUGUUAAAGGCGUUACUUCAGGUUCUAGUGAUUAUAUUUCCCUUCCCAGACCCAGUUUAUCUUGCGAUUUAAGAUUACUAAUAUAGUACUUGAUGUAUAACAUAUACUGUAUAUACAGCACUAUGAUACAUGUGAUGUGUUAUCCCUACCCCCAGCACACAGUGGAGGUGCUGAGCCUGCUGUCUGACGAGGUGGAGACAGAUGAAGCUGUUCCUGGAGAGAACCUGAAGCUAAGGCUAAAGGGCAUCGAGGAAGAGGAGAUUCUGCCUGGCUUCAUCCUCUGUAACGCUGAGAACCUCUGCCACUCCGGACGCACCUUUGACGCCCAGGUAGCCUACGCUCCUUAGGACAGGUCUAAGGUCCUCUGUAGCUUGGUUGGUAGAGCAUGGUCGCUUCCAACCCCAGGAUAGUGGGUUUGAACCCCGGGACCACCCGUACGGAAAAUGUGUAGUGUAGUGUAUGCAUGCAUCCAUGAUUGUAAGUCGCUUUGGAUAAAAGCGUCUGCUAAAUAAAUGGCAUAUAAUAUUAUAUUAUUAUUGUCAUCUUAAGAAGAUACACUGCAUCAGAGAAAUGUAAAAUGAUAGUGAUGCUAGGCAGGGUUGGGGAGUAACUGAUUACAUGUAAUCUGAUUACAAAAAAACUAACUCAUCAGUAACGUUACCGGCUAAAAUAUUGUUAUCAGAUUACAGAUACUUUUGAAGAAGUAGGUGGACUACUUAUUGGACUACUUUUGAAUUCAGAAAGAAUGUUUGCGGAAAAAUACAUUAUGACUAAUGUUCCCUCUAAGCUGCCCACAGAGAGAAGCACGAGAUUGAACUUCACUCAACUUUCUAGAGCAGUGGUCACCGACCGGUUGAUCGCGUUCGACUAGUCGAUCUUUCAAGGCAUUCCUAGUCGAUCGCCAAACAUUUCUGUAAAAAACCCAACGAUGAAGCCAUGUGUUCCAAUUCAUUUGUCUUGGGCUGUUGGCGGUAGGUGCAACCAAGUCGGUUUCACAAGUAAUACAACAACAGAUCUUUUACCUGUGUGAUCAUAUAGCCUAUCUCAAAUUUUGAAAUAUAAUUAUAAAAAAUGGCCCGAACAACAAUGCAUUGGCAGGGCAAUUCAAGCAAAGCCAAUAUGCAGUGAUAAUAUAUAUUGGGCCUAUAGCUUACUGCACAAACCUAAUUUCUACAUUAGUGUUUUUAAUUGGUUAAUGUUGCAUAGGCAUACAUUUUUUACAGUUGAAAUCGGAAGUUUACAUACACUUAGGUUGGAGUCAUUAAAACUCAUUUUUCAACCACUCCACAAAUUUCUUGUUAACAAACUAUAUUUUUGGCAAGUAGGUUAGGACAUCUACUUUGUGCAUGACACAAGUAAUUUUUCCAACAAUUGUUUACAGACAGAUUAUUUCACUUAUAAUUCACUAUAUCACAAUUCCAGUGGGUCAGAAGUUUACAUACACUAAGUUGACUGUGCCUUUAAACAGCUUGUAAAUUCCAGAAAAUGAUUUCAUGGCUUUAGAAGCUUCUGAUAGGCUCAUUGACAUCAUUUGAGUCAAUUGGAGGUGUACCUGUGGAUGUAUUUCAAGGCCUACCUUCAAACUCAGUGCCUCUUUGCUUGACAUCAUGGGAAAAUCAAAAGAAAUCAGCCAAGACCUCAGAAAAAAAAUAGUAGACCUCCACAAGUCUGGUUCAUCUUUGGGAGCAAUUUCCAAACGCCUCAAGGUACCACGUUCAUCUGUACAAACAAUAGUACGCAAGUAUAAACACCAUGGGACCACGCAGCCGUCAUACCGCUCAGGAAGGAGACGCGUUCUGUCUCCUAGAGAUUAACGUACUUUGGUGCGAAAAGCGCAAAUCAAUUCCAGAACAACAGCAAAGGACCUUGUGAAGAUGCUGGAGGAAACAGGUACAAAAGUAUCUAUAUCCACAGUAAAACGAGUCCUAUAUCGACAUAACCUGAAAGGCCGCUCAGCAAGGAAGAAGCCACUGCUCCAAAACCGCCAUAAAAAAGCCAGACUAUGGUUUGCAACUGCACAUGGGAACAAAGAUCGUACUUUUUGGAGAAAUGUCCUCUGGUCUGAUGAAACAAAAAUAGAACUGUUUGGCCAUAAUGACCAUCGUUAUGUUUGGAGGAAAAAGGGGGUACUUGCAAGCCGAAGAACUCCAUCCCAACCGUGAAGCACGGGGGUGCCAGUAUCAUGCUGUGGGGGUGCUUUGCCGCAGGAGGGACUGGUGCACUUCACAACAUAGAUGGCAUCAUGAGGAAGGAAAAUUAUGUGGAUAUAUUGAAGCAACAUCUCAAGACAUCAGUCAGGAAGUUAAAGCUUGGUCGCAAAUGGGUCUUCCAAAUGGACAAUGACCCCAAGCAUACUUCCAAAGUUGUGGCAAAAUGGCUUAAGGACAACCAAGUCAAGGUAUUGGAGUGGCCAUCACAAAGCCCUGACCUCAAUCCUAUAGAACAUUUGUGGGCAGAACUGAAAAAGCGUGUGCGAGCAAGGAGGCCUACAAACCAGACUCAGUUACACCAGCUCUGUCAGGAGGAAUGGGCCACAAGUCACCCAACUUAUUGUGGGGAGCUUGUGGAAGGCUACCCGAAACGUUUGACCCAAGUUAAACAAUUUAAAGGCAAUGCUACAAAAUACUAAUUGAGUGUAUGUAAACUUCUGACCCACUGGGAAUGUGAUGAAAUAAAUAAAAGCUGAAAUAAAUCAUUCUCUCUACUAUUAUUCUGACAUUUCACAUUCUUAAAAUAAAGUGGUGAUCCUAACUGACCUAAGACAGGGCAUUUUUACUAGGAUUAAAUGUCAGGAAUUGUGAAAAACUGAGUUUAAAUGUAUUUGGCUAAGGUGUAUGUAAACUUCCGACUUCAACUGUGUCAUGUUAAAAAAAAAUCUGAGCGGUAGAUCUUGGCUUGCGUUUUGACUCAAAGUGAUCUUGACUCAGAAUAGGUUGGUGACCACUGUUAUAGAGUUUUCCCUGUUAACAUUAUCAACAUUGCUCUUUACUGUGGCAAUUGUGAUCGAAUCAACGCAAUAUUAGCCACUUUCAAUACAACAUACCGAAACAAAACUAACUAUGCAAGAGAUUUUGUUGUAGGCAGAACGUAUCGGAGUAGGAUUCUAUUGCGUUGACAUGCACUACUCAGCCCGUACUCUACACAGACCGGUGUGGCAUAAACAAUCAGAGCUGCAGUAGGUCUAUAUGCAAAUAGACCAUUGCCAUAUAUGGAUCUAUGCCAUUUACUGUUUACAGCAUGAGCGGUCGUGAGUAGAUGCACUUGUUUUGAGAUCAAAGCGAGAGCUGCAUGUAGCCAUGUGUGCACAUUUUGUUCAUAUCCUUUGCUAGUUAGUCAGUUAUUAGCCCAGUUACAGAUAAUUUGUAGUCAGCAUUAGGGGAGUGAUUGCUUCCUACAAGAGCACAAAACAUAUACAUUUCUAGACAUCUUUGAAAAGCGAGUCAGGUAAAGAGCAUUUUUUUGGCAGUGUUGUAUUUUGAGACAGGCUGGAAUAAGCUAAGUAGCCAAUAGGCAGAGGGUGGCAUAAUCUGUCUGAUUCUCUGUAGUAAUGGCAUGGGAAUAAUAAUGCUUUUUAUUUUGUGGUUUCUUGCAUCAAACAACAUAACAACAUUUUCAGUCACCUCCUUGUCUGAAGGACAAGUGGAUAAACAGGUUAAUGUCAAGCCCUGUGUGUUUUUUCCCCAAAAGUCUCAUGGAAUGUAGGCCUACAUUGAAGACCACACAUUGGCUGUUACUGUAGGCUGAAUGGUAGAGCUAUUUCCAUGUUAAAAUAUUAUGGGAUGCAUUUUCUCCAUUGUUUUUGAUGGUAGGCCUACAUUAUGAUCAAAUAGCCACAGUAGCCUACAUGGCCACUGUUAAAACUGUAACUUAAAGCAGGUAAAGCCUCAGUGUUCACAGUAAACGUGCGCUGGAAGUUGCAUAGAAUUUUCACAACGUUCAAGUUUGCGCUCAGCAGACCUGAAAUUUGCUCAGUGCCGAAAACAAUUUGAGGAAAUAUUGGUUAUGACAACCUUCUGUUUUCUCAAUUAAAUUAAAUUCAGCAUUGAAAAAAGGCACAAGUUUAAGUUUGUUCCAUCUGAGCGAGUCUGACCACAAGUCAGAGUCCACUAUGAUUUUUACAUUAUUUUUUUUUACAUUUUAAAUUUUUUUGUCAUUUUGCAGACGCUCUUAUCCAGAGCGACUUACAGUUAGUGAGUGCAUACAUUUUUUCAUACUGGCCCCCCGUGGGAAACGAACCUACAACCCUGGCGAUGCAAGCGCCAUGCUCUACUAAUUGAGCUACGGUUGACGUUUAUUGGGAUGAAUCUUGUUUUGAGGCAGAACUGAGCGAUUUCCACUAGAUAGGCCAGCUGCAAAGUCCAAAUUGGCUAUAUUGUAAAAAUGUAUGAAAACAAAACAAAAGCUUUUUGGUAUUAAUUUAAGUUUAGGGUUAGGCAUUAGGGUUAGCAGUGUGGUUAUGGUUAGGUUUAAAACAGUGGAGGCUCCUCAGAGGAAGAAUGGGACAACCAUUUUACUCAUUGUAAUUUCCUAAAAAUUAAAAUAGUGAAACAUUAAAGUUAUUCGUUUUAGAUAAAACUAUACUAAAUAUAUUCACGUCACCAAAUAACUGAUUAAAACAUACUGUUUUGCAAUGAAGGUCUACAGUAGCUUCAACAGCACUCUCUGGGGGAGCACCAUGGUGUAGCCGAAGGACAACUAUUUUCCGUUCUCCUCUGGGAACAUUGACUUAAAUACAAAACCUAGGAGGCUCAUGGUUUUCACACCCUCCCAUAGACUUACACAGUAAUUAUGACAACUUCCGGAGGACGUCUUCCAACCUAUCAGAACUCUUGCAGCAUGAACUGGAAUGUUGUCCACCCAAUCAAAGGAGAAUGAAUCUAGUACUGAAAGCUAGCACUGCAGUGCAGAAAAUGUGGUGAGUAGUUGACUAAGAGAGAGAAAGACCAUAGUUGAACCGUUUUGAACAAAUUAAUUUCUUCAAAAAUUAAGGAGAAGCAGCAGAGCGAGAGAGAUAUAUGCUCAUUUAAUGCAGCUAGCUAAUUUAGCCUACUCAAACAUCUGGCUCAAACAGAGAGGAAUGCUAUUUAUGUUAGCUAUCUGGCUAAGGCUAUCCAAGACUGGAACUCUUCCAAGUCAAAGUAAGCUUUCGGUUGUAUUAAUUUAUUGCCACCGGGGCCCGCCGGUGUAACUGCUAAACUGGUUGCUGUACACUGUACUGCGUGAUUGUAGUGGGUUUACUAAUGCGUUAGUUCUAGUAGCUAUGUUGGCUAUGACGUUAGCUAAUAUGGUAACAAUGAUGUAUGUUGUGUGCAGUGGUUAGCGGUUAUGGUAUGAAGGUUUGGCUUGGAGAGUUUUUUUUGCCUGGUCAUUUUUUGCCUGGUCAAGGAUUACUUUAUCCUAUCCCAGGUAUUCCUUAAAGAGGUGGGGUUUCAAAUGUCUCCGGAAGGUGGUGAGUGACUCCGCUGUCCUGGCGUCGUGAGGGAGCUUGUUCCACCAUUGGGGUGCCAGAGCAGCGAACAGUUUUGACUGGGCUGAGCGGGAACUAUGCUUCCGCAGAGAUAGGGGAGCCAGCAGGCCAGAGGUGGAUGAACGCAGUGCCCUCGUUUGGGUGUAGGGACUGAUCAGAGCCUGAAGGUACGGAGGUGCCGUUCCCCUCACAGCUCCGUAGGCGAGCACCAUGGUCUUGUAGCAGAUGCGAGCUUCAACUGGAAGCCAGUGGAGUGUGCGGAGGAGCGGGGUGACGUGAGAGAACUUGGGAAGGUUGAACACCAGACGGGCUGCGGCAUUCUGGAUGAGUUGUAGGGGUUUAAUGGCACAGGCAGGGAGCCCAGCCAACAGCGAGUUGCAGUAAUCCAGACGGGAGAUGACAAGUGCCUGGAUUAGGACCUGUGCCGCUUCCUGUGUAAGGAAGUCUUCAUCUAAUGCCUCUUAAGGGAAAAGUAAUCCAAAAGUAACUGAAAGUAAUCAGACUGUUACUGAGUUUGGGUAAUCCAAAAGUUAAAUGACUGAUUACAAUUUUGGACAGGUAACCGUAAUGGAUUACAGUUAGAAAGUAACCUACCCAACCCUAAUGCUAGAUUGGGCUUACUAAAUAUGUAAACUCCAGCACUUGCAACUCUGCUAAUUUCUCUGGUGUUUUAAACUUUGUUUUCAGAUCGUCAUCAUUGAGCAUAAAUCCAUCAUCUGCCCAGGUUACAACGCAGUCCUACACAUCCACACCUGUAUUGAAGAAGUACAAAUCACAGUGAGUUACUAAAUUACAAUAGCUUGUUUACAUCUCCUAACCCGACCGGGUCUCUUUCCAAUUAUAGUUUGCCAACCACGGGUAUCUUCUCUGUCAGUGAAUAAUGGUCAUUAGUAAAUAAACCUGUAUUUAAUUCAAUUCUCUCCUCAGGCCUUAAUCUGUCUAGUGGACAAGAAGACAGGUGAGAAGAGCAAGACGCGACCUCGCUUUGUCAAACAGGACCAGGUGUGCAUCGCACGGCUUCGGUGUGCCGGAACCAUCUGCCUCGAGACCUUCAAAGACUUCCCACAGAUGGGGAGGUUCACCCUACGAGAUGAAGGUAGUGUGUGUAUAUGUGUGUCUGUUCCUGUGAUAUUGUUUUCCCCCAUAUAUUGUUUCUAUUGAUGAAUAUGAAGAAUAUUCUACUUGAUAUAUUAGAAAACCAUUGCCAAAUGGAAUACUAAAUAUUUUUAUAACUAUGUAAUUGUCUCCCCUUUCAGGCAAAACCAUUGCUAUUGGCAAAGUGCUGAAGCUGGUACCAGAGAAGGACUAAUGUGAACCAGCAUGGAAUCCUGGGACAGUUGUCAUGACAGAGGAGGAAGCUGCUGACGCCGACCUAGCCAGCCGCCCCCUUCUUACAUACCACUAUCUGCUGAAGAAGACGAGGAAGAGAAAGAGGAGGACAAAUCAAGUUUGAAAAUAAAGAAGAAACUUUAAAAAGUGACUGAAUCAGUUUUUAUGAUGAACAAUAUUAAAGAAAGACAAGUCCAGUGUGUCAGCUUUCUCAUAUUGAGAGCUCAGCUAUGCCACUAAUGUAGCCACUACCCUUUCCUAGGCCAACCUCACUCUGCGCUGGUCCACCUUUUGUUUUGGAAAUGGGAAUGUAUGCAGUGUAACUUCGUUUGGAAAGGAAGGGACUGGCGUUGCAUCCGGUUGCAUCACUUUGGACCAGAGUUAGCUAGUUAUACCCAUUAAAAUCCAAAAUAUUAUACAAAAAUUGUAAUAUUUUGGUUGUAGUCAUCCCCCAUACCAAAAUCCUAUCUGGUAUGUUCACAUGCACACAAUCAAACAAACAUGGUUCCUGUUGUGAACAUGUAUUGUCAUGUUACCAACAACAAUGAAAAUAAAGUAUCAAACUGAGGAAUAAAAGUAAAAGCUCUGUUUAUUCUCAAUUUGUUACAAUGUUCAUUUAG
Molecule: messenger RNA, 15953 nt
Organism: Coregonus sp. 'balchen'
Lineage: Eukaryota; Metazoa; Chordata; Actinopteri; Salmoniformes; Salmonidae
Source: the annotation of a GenBank genome assembly